Ziziphus jujuba (common jujube) is the source of this 766-nucleotide messenger RNA. Its product is annotated as ATP-dependent Clp protease adapter protein CLPS1, chloroplastic. NCBI's taxonomy places the organism in Eukaryota, Viridiplantae, Streptophyta, Magnoliopsida, Rosales, Rhamnaceae. The coding region runs from base 104 to 580 and encodes 158 amino acids. The record is from RefSeq and is a predicted model, not a curated record. The transcript has 3 exons. Gene Ontology annotation, biological process: protein catabolic process; proteolysis.
UAAGUUCAAACCCAUUUUUCAUUUUUUUUCGUUUUCGUUUUUUGUUUUUUGUUUUUUUAUUUUUCUUCAUUCAUUUUUUUCUGACACACACAGCGAGAGACCCAUGGAGACUGCAAUUUGUGGUAGACUACGUCUCUCGCCUAACCAUGUCUUCAAUCCUAAACCUGGAGACAAAAAUGCUAUUUGUAAAGGAUCGUGCACCAAUCUUGGCAUUCCCAUGGCUAUAUCAGCAACAGGAUCAGGUAAAGGAGGAGGCUUGUUGGAGAGACCAAUCAUAGAGAAAACAACUCCUGGUCGUGAAUCAGAGUUUGAUGUGAGGAAAUCGAGGAAAACAUCACCACCCUAUCGAGUUAUACUGCACAACGAUAACUACAACAAACGGGAAUAUGUUGUUCAGGUAUUGAUGAAGGUUAUCCCGGGGAUGACUCUUGACAAUGCUGUUAAUAUCAUGCAAGAAGCACACCACAACGGCUUGUCAGUGGUGAUCAUAUGCACCCAGGCAGACGCCGAAGAACACUGCAUGCAACUGCGAGGCAAUGGGCUUCUCAGCUCAAUUGAACCUGCAGGUGGUGGGUGUUGACGACAGUCGGUAGGAAAAUUGACUUGCUUUCAGAUAAAAAAGGAAAAUAUUGUCCUCUUGAGUAUCAGUCGUGUACAUAAACUCAAUGCCUACAUUACGUAUCUGUAGGAAUGAUGGUCAUUCCUAUGUCAAAUUAAAGACAGGGGACGGUUGAAUUGUCAAUAAAAAAGUGGCUUAGUUUUAUAA